Mugil cephalus (flathead mullet) is the source of this 1118-nucleotide messenger RNA. RefSeq lists its product as uncharacterized. Bases 172 to 873 code for a protein of 233 amino acids. NCBI's taxonomy places the organism in Eukaryota, Metazoa, Chordata, Actinopteri, Mugiliformes, Mugilidae. The transcript has 6 exons. The record is from RefSeq and is a predicted model, not a curated record.
GUGUUUGACGAGUAAAUAUCGAAGCUUUGCAGAAUGUCACCGGCUUGUUUGCGGUCGUCUCUUAGACAGGGGUGGGUAGAUGUGGGAGAGGAAUAAUUGGUCAGUGAUUUUAAUAAAGGACUGAGCUAAGAAGAGACAGAGCGGGAACAGGGAAUACCUCACCGAGCAACAAUGAAGAAGUUGUGCGUUGCUGUUGUCGUGUUGAGUCUCGUCUCAGUGUGCCGGCCUGCGCCACUGACCUGUGAGAAGCUGGUGAAGCCUGUAGACCAAGGUCCAGAUUUGACUGGGAGGUGGUACUACAUUGCUUUCGCAGGAAAAGUCUGUUUGGCUACAACACUUAUUAAUGGGUUAUUUUGGCCAAGUAUCUCAGAGUACAUUGCCUCUAUGAACACACCGAAUAUCUACAGUAGCACCAUGAACAUUAAAAUAUUCGAUUACUGCAUCAAUGAAACCCUAUUCAGUUUCUAUGAGAAAAACCGCAUGAUGGAUGUCGACAUAGACACGGGCAUCCCAACUGGUGACCCUGAUGUGCUGCUGCACACAAGUUGUCCUGACUGCAUCGUUGUAAAGAGUAGUGAUGUCAUUGACAGUAUUUUUUUCCUCAGUAGGAGAAAGGUCAUCACCGAUGCUGAGCUGAAGGAGUUCGAGAUGCAGGCACAGUGUUUCGGCUGGUCUGCGCCGCAGGCCUUUAACACUGAUUUCGACUAUGGAAACUGCCAGAACGAAACCGAUAUCAAUGAUGAUGACGCUUCAGACCUUCAUUUCUUUCUCAAAAUAUAUGAGAGACUGAAAAGCACAGGUCACAGCAUAAUCAAAUGUUUCACUGAGGUCCUCCUGUCCUAUUUUUCCGAUCUUCUUGCCACUGACAGUUAAAUGGUCAUCACUUGCAUGCCGAACCUUGUUUAUACAGCAAGUCUACAAUACACAUUUGUGUGCAUCUCUGCAGGUGUGAAUGAACAUGUCCUUUGAAUUCAUCCUAAAACAAGUCUCAGUCAUUCUCGUGGUUCUGAUGUACACAACAAUCACAAUUUGGAUUGUACCUUCAUAUUUGGUGUGUUCAUUUUGUUGGUUCAUUGUGUUAUAUCGUUAGAUUAAAUAAUAUGCAACAUGGCAAUGGA